AUGGUGAACGCUCGAGAAGGGAACCCACCCCCGUGUGAAGAGCCCAACCUAGUGGUCCUUAGUGGUGAUCAGGAGAAAGGCUGUAUUGUGGAAUGGACUGGCCAGGAUGAUCCCCAACAUCCCCAAAAUCUCAGUCCCACGCAUAAGUGGUUCAUCACUGCAAUAUACGGAUUAAUGGCGAUGGUUGUCACAUUUGCUAGCUCUGUCUUCAGUACCGCGAAUGGAGUUACCGCAAAGGAGUUCAAAGUACCCACUCACGUUAUGUCACUGGCAACAGCGCUCACUGUCUUGGGACUUGCUAUGGGACCUUUAGUCUUUGGCCCUAUGUCCGAGUUAUUCGGUCGCAAGAUCCCCCUCUUGGCAGGAUUUAUCAUAUUUGCACUGUUCAAUAUUCCUGUCGCGCUCGCCAAUAACUUGCAGACCAUCAUGAUCUGUCGGUUCCUCGUUGGGAUUGGAGGCUCGAGCGGCCUAGCCAUUGUGGGUGGUGCUCUGACCGACAUAUUUCCUCUCAUCGAUCGUGGCGUAGGGGUUUCAGUCUUUGCUGCUGCCACUUUUAUCGGUUCUUUUGCAGGGCCCAUUGUGGGCGGCUUUGUAGUUGACUCGAUCGGCUGGCGUUGGACGUCCUGGCUGACCCUCAUUCCAGCUCUCGUGCUGUGGUUGAUAUAUCUCCUAUUUGUCCCAGAGUCGUAUGGACCCGUCAUCCUUGAGCGCCGAGCAAAGUUGUUACGGUGUCAGACAUGCAAUUGGGCCCUUCAUGCCAAGUCUGAAGAAGCCCUCGUUGACUUCAAAGUGAUUUGUCGAACUUACCUCAUCCGGCCUCUUGUCAUGCUGGUGGUGGAGCCCAUUCUCCUUUUGGUCACUGUCUACAUGUCCAUCAUCUAUGGAAUUUUGUAUCUUUUCCUAGAAGCCUACCCGAUCUCAUUUCGAGACGAGCGGAAUUGGAACUUGGGCAUCGCCGGCCUGCCGUUCACCAGCCUGUUAAUUGGUGUCGUGCUGAGCACCGUGAUCAUUAUUGUCUAUCUCAAAACACGGUACUCUAGAUUACUGGCUCAGGGCGGGUCUGUGGCGCCCGAGGAAGCAUUGAUUCUUAUGUUUCUGGGCGCUGUCCUGCUACCGGUUGGCCUCUUUUGGUUUGCCUGGACGAGCAAUCCCGAGAUAUCCUGGGUCCCGCAGGUUGUUUCUGGUGUGCUUAUUGGGAUGGGACUGUUCUUAAUCUUCCUACAAGGGCUGAACUAUAUUAUCGACGUCUAUACAACGAACGCUAACAGUGCAGUUGCGGCCAAUGUAUUUCUUCGAUCAUGGGUUGGCGCCGGCUUUACAAUGUUUGCUGCCGGAAUGUAUUCCAAACUUGGUGUUCCCUGGGCUACCUCUCUGCUGGGAUUUCUGUGUGUGGCACUCGUGCCCGUCCCAAUCGUUUUUUAUUGUUUCGGAGCCUCAAUCAGACGACGGAGCAAAUUCUCGAAGUGA
This is a messenger RNA of Aspergillus caelatus, 1467 nucleotides long. RefSeq names its product MFS transporter. Gene Ontology annotation, molecular function: transmembrane transporter activity. The record is from RefSeq and is a predicted model, not a curated record. NCBI's taxonomy places the organism in Eukaryota, Fungi, Ascomycota, Eurotiomycetes, Eurotiales, Aspergillaceae. Gene Ontology annotation, biological process: transmembrane transport. The coding region runs from base 1 to 1467 and encodes 488 amino acids. The transcript has 3 exons.